Molecule: messenger RNA, 390 nt
Organism: Vicia villosa (hairy vetch)
Lineage: Eukaryota; Viridiplantae; Streptophyta; Magnoliopsida; Fabales; Fabaceae
Exons: 1
Coding region: 1-390 (129 amino acids)
Source: RefSeq, a predicted model, not a curated record
AUGGAGUACCGGCCUAUUUGCCGUGUUGGGAGUCUUCAUAAGAUUAUUUCAAAGCUUCUAGCUAGCAGACUUAAAUAUGUGAUUGAGGAAUUGAUAUCUCACAAGCAGACAUAUUUUAUCAGAAAUAUGAAUAACUUGGAUGGUGUUUCAGUAGUUAAUGAGUUAAUUUAUUUGGCUAAGAGGGAAGGUAGAAGUUGCUUGGUCAUGAAGGUGGACUACGAGAAAGCGUAUGAUUGCGUAAGUUGGAACUACUUAAGGUAUAUGAUGAAAAGUAUGGGUUAUGGUAACAUAUGGUUGAAGUGGAUGAAGGCUUGUGUUUUUGUCAGUUCAAUGGCAAUUGUGGUUAAUGGAAGUUGUACUGAUGAUUUCAAGGCGGAGUGUGGUUUAUGA